Molecule: messenger RNA, 675 nt
Organism: Schistocerca piceifrons (Central American locust)
Lineage: Eukaryota; Metazoa; Arthropoda; Insecta; Orthoptera; Acrididae
Product: prisilkin-39-like
Exons: 5
Coding region: 1-675 (224 amino acids)
Source: RefSeq, a predicted model, not a curated record
AUGCCGACGUCGGCAGCGCUGCUGUGUAUAAAGCAACCGCCGCCACACACCUCCUCACUGUCAGCUCUCAGCCCUCAGUCGACAAGCACAAUGUCUCGCGUUCUCUCACUGGUGUGCCUUUUGGCGGUGGCCUGCCUGGCCCUGCUGUGUGGCUGUGAGGCCUCCUACCCUCUGGCCGUCUCACACGGACACGGGUACUACCCGUACAGCUACAAGUACCCUGGCUACGGGUACCACGGCUACUCGUCCCACUACGGCUACCCUGGCUGGGGCUACAAGGGGUACCCUGGUUGGGGCCACCACGGCUACCCUGGAUACGGUUACCAUGGUUACCACGGCUACGGUGUGUGCCUUUUGGCUGUGGCCUGCCUGGCCCUGCUGUGUGGCUGUGAGGCCUCCUACCCUGUGGCAGUCUCACACGGACACGGGUACUACCCGUACAGCUACAAGUACCCUGGCUACGGGUACCACGGCUACUCGUCCCACUACGGUUACCCUGGCUGGGGCUACAAGGGGUACCCUGGAUGGGGACACCACGGCUACUCUGGAUACGGCUACCAUGGCUACGGUAACCACUACGGCUACCCCGGAUACGGCUACCAUGGUUACCACGGCUACGGUAACCACUACGGCUACCCUGGACACGGGUACGGCCAUGGCUACAGCCACUGGUGA